CCAGUGCCCCCUCCCUGUUCCGCGUUGUGGCUCCAUCCACUCGCAGUCAGCAGCAGCGGCUGUGGUGGUGGUUGAUGGUAGUGGUGGCGGUGCGUCCCGCUGCCCUCUGUAGCCCGUGGUCGUGCGCAAUCUCCACCGUGACCACCGUCUCGUAGUCAGCCGCGUCCUUCCGCUUGCCUCUCGCCAAGGGGGCUACAGAUUGGGCAGUCGGUGGAGGGCCAGGGAGAGAGUCAGGGGCCGUGGUGGUGGGGGGGUUUGGGAAUGUCCACUUUGACAAGAGCGUCACUGUGAAAAGGAGUCCCCCGAUUGAGCAGAGUGCUUCAGUUACGACUGUGUAGUCGGGGGCGGUCACUCGAAUUGAGAGCAGCGUUUCGGUGCGCUUGAGAUGGCGAAUGUGCUCCAAGAGGCAGGGAUUGACAGGGUCUUCAGUGGCGUCUUGAAGAACGGCUUUCAAUAGCACGGGCAGGUCAGGUGAGGCCCCAGGAGCUCUUCCAUCGCCAAGCUCACGAGUUGAAGGCGAGGACAGACAGCGAGAGAGACGCAGCCGGGCAAUCCACCUGGAGGCGACAAUGGAGGGGGUGGACUGCCUGCUCAGCUCCGAGCUGCGUGUGAAGUGCAAGACGUGUGAGGUCCUCCUGGCCAGCGACCGCAUCUCCUGGAGACCAACCACCACCACCAGCAGUGGCCCCAAGGCACGGCGAGGAGGCUGCCCCCCCUGGAAGGUGGCGCUGCUGUCGGAGGUGCUCGCCAUUUGGCCCGUGGAGCAAGCGCCGGCACAGUGGCAGAGGUCGCGACCCCGCCCAGACCUGCACGCGUUCACGGUGUACUUCGUGCGCCGUGAGUCUCGGCAGAAGUGGGCGGUGAGCGACAUCACCUUCUCCACGGAGCACGCGGACGUGGCCGCCCGCUGGGUGCAGGCGGCGCGCAAACAGCUGAUGGGCCAAGAAGUGGAGCGUCCGGAGAGGCUGCUCGUCUUCGUGAACCCGUUUGGCGGCCGCCGAGAGGGCGAGAGGAUCUACCGGAAGCGCGUGCAGCCGCUGCUUGAGCUCGCGUCCAUACACGCGCACGUCAUCGUGACGGAGAGAGCCAACCAUGCCCGAGAUUUCCUGCUCGCAGAAGACCUCAGCAGUUACAAUGGUGUGGUGUGUGUGGGCGGAGACGGCAUGUUCAGUGAGAUUAUGCACGGAGUCAUCGGGCGCACUCAGUCGGACGCCGGCCUCGACGAACAUGACUCCGCGACCCCGUUGCAGCCGUGCCCCCUCCGCAUCGGUAUCAUCCCUGCAGGUUCCACGGACUGCGUGUGUUUUGCCACGGUGGGGACCAAUGACCCCGUCACGUCUGCCCUGCACAUCAUCAUCGGUGAUGAUCAGCCCCUGGACGUGUGCAGCGUGCGACAGGGCGAGCGCCUGCUGCGCUACUCCGUGUCGCUGCUGGGCUACGGCUUCUACGGCGACGUGCUGCGAGACAGCGAGGCGCGACGCUGGAUGGGGCCCAUGCGAUACGACUUCUCGGGCUUCAAGACUGUCAUGAAAAACUGUCGCUACGAGGGCAAGAUCGAGUUCCGUCUGGCAGGGUCAUCCUGGUCCGGGCCCAGAGACCUGAAGCGCUGCCGGAGCGGGUGUGAAAUCUGCUCGCAGACCUCUGAGAAGCUCAAGGGAGGGGAGGAGGAGGAGGGGGGGGGUCUCCCAUCCCUCGUGACGCCCCUACCCAGCGAUGACACAGAUGGCUGGCGCUGCCUGGAGGGGGAGUUUGUGGCCGUGAACGUGGCCUGCAUGAGCUGCGCGUGCCCCAAGAGCCCCCAGGGGCUCUCGCCGGCCGCUCACCUCGCCGACGGCGCCGCCGACCUCAUCGUGGUGCGCAAGUGCUCGCGCCUCGAGUUCACGCGCUUCCUGCUGCGGCACACCAACAAGCGCGACCAGUUCGACUUCCCGUUUGUGGAAGUGUACCGCGUGACGGAGCUCAAGUUCAAGCCGCGGCUUCACGAAGACGACGAUGUCGGCGGCGACGACGACGAUAGCGGCGGCGGGGGCAGCGGCGACUGUGGCCUGAGCGGUGCGGUGGGGCUCGACGACGACGGCGAUGGCGGCGGCGACGACCGCGAGGGCUUCUUCCACGACCUAAACGAGAACGCGUGCGGCGCCAGCAGCGGCGGCGGCAGCAGCGGCGCCAUCGCCGCCGCCGCCGCCGAUGAGCAGCAGCAGCAGCAGCAGUCGCUGUGCGCGUGCCGCUCGUUAUGCAACACCAGGAGCACGUGGAACUGCGACGGAGAGAUCCUCCACGAGACCGACAUCAGCGUGCGGGUUCACGGGCAGCUCAUCAAGCUGUUUGCUCGCGGCAUCGAAGACCAGCUGGGAUUCGGCUGAUGGCCACCGGGGGGGCAGAUGAACGGACGGGUGGACGUCCCCGCAACAAAACGGCUGAAAAAACGCAUGGAUGGCGAACUCAAGCCGAGUCACUUGACAAUGUGUGGACCACGACCGUCCCCUCUCUCUCCUGCCCGCCUCCGACAUCCCACUUCCUGCUGCACACCGACAGCCACCCAGCCUCGCUGCUCCCCCUGCAAGCGCAACAAACUGACGCGCUUAAAAAACAACAACAACAACAACAACAACAACGGCGUCUCCCUGCUCAAGCUGGCCGGCGGGAACUGCUUCCAUCCCCCUCGCUUCUCCUUUUGGUGAAAAAUGACCACAUUCCUAUGGCAAGGGGAGGGGGGGGGCGGGGUGGGCAGUAUUUAUCGUCUUGUUCAUCUCCGCAGGGUGGCCACUGCCGACUGUGCAGAGUGGUGCCGGGUUUCUCGACGGCCGGUGGGAUGAUGGCCGCUCCGAGCGACGGGCAGUCUCACCCCCUGGAGUCUCACAGGACGAGUUUGAGAGCGUGCGACGUGUUUUAGAAACAAACAAAUAUAUUUGCUUUUGAAAUCGAACAAAUAAUAUAUAUUUAAAUGAAGGUAGAAGUAUAUAUUUAUUUAAAUACUAUUUAAAGCCUUAAUUUGCACUGCUUGUGUCUGGAUAUCCGUAAUUCUGUACAGCUGAGCCACAUUCAGAGGCCCUCAUGGUCGGUGCUGCCGAUGCUUCCAUCCUCCGCCGCCGCUUCCGUUGGCUGUUUGCAGGCGUUGCAUCGUUGACGCCAUUGAUCCAAGGUCUACGAUUGCCGUUUCGUCACCAUCAUCACCAUCUUGGCUUUCGCUCAUCCCAUUGGACCUCAAUCUCUGGUUGCCACCUCCCACCCCAUCACAACCUACUCCUCCCAUUUACAUCUCCAAAUCUUUCCUGCGCCCCACAUUCCAUUGUAAUCCAGCACUGAGGAGCGAGGAGCGAGGGCUGGUGGAUUACGCACAGAUGGUGUGAAGCUCCCUCCCUGUGGGCGUCGAGGUGUUCGUGCCAGGAGAGGACGGCACAGCAACAAAUGUGGCCCCCACCUGUUCCGUCUGUGUGGGAUCGAGUGUUUCCCCCUCACACGCGUGGGGUUUUUACCGGGCACUACGGAUUCUUCCCACAUGUAUAAACGCACAUUAAUUGGCCGAUGACGCCUUCAUAUAUAGAGGAGCAUAGAGCUUGGGCAAUCGUUGGUGCUGGCUCGCCUUCAAGCCUGCCUGUUAUUCCUCCUCCAUUAUCUGAGUCGUCCACUCUCUCUCGCUCUGUACGAGCGGAUACUGUGCGGCGGCUUCGCGCUACAAGUUGACAUUAUUCUAGCAUUGUUAUUAUGUUGUACAUUUUUAUCUUUGGGGGUGAAAAGCACAAGGCCCACAAUUAUUGCUGGGAUUGGAAAGCCAGAUGUGAAUUUAGGACCAAGCAGACUUAUGAGGCCAAGUGGCCUUUUGUAGCCGUAGUUGUGAGUGUAAUAUUUGCAUCCCAUUUGGUGUGCGGUACAUUGUACAGGAUUUAUCGGUGACUGUUUAAUGGUUGUGAAAUUAUAGAUAGCGUUGACCUUGCUUAGACGUGGCCACUUGCUGUGCCGGCUUUGGAGUCUCACAAUCUCUGCGCGCCCUCUGCGUGUGGUCUGCAUUUUUUUUUGUGCUCGAGGUCAUGAAAGUUGACGCGUUCACUUCUGAGCUUAAAGAACGGUAAAACAAAGUGAUCGAUGUCGAAUAUGCGCUGCAGGUAAUGCAAAACUUUGCUUCAGCAAAACUUCGCGGAGUCUCACGACUCUUUUCAAGAGAGUCCUGCCUUGUGAUGCUCGGCCUUUUGGGAAAAAAAAUAAUUGUGCAGGAAGAAAUGAGAGUGCCCCGGAGGAAACAGCGCCAUUGUGGCAGGCUAUCGAUCUACUUGCUGUGCUGCAUCCAACAAGGCUGUCGUGACCCACCGACCCCCCCCCCCCCCCGUGGCAAGACGCCGUGGGCAAUGGGCGUGCAUCGCCAUCGCCACGUGCCAGUCGGUCAAGCGCCACGGUGACUAGGAGAUGUUAACUACCUCACCUGGUAUACAGAAGGUCGUGGGUUCGAUCCCGACACUGACACCUGCUGCUGCAUAUUUGGAGUU
Petromyzon marinus (sea lamprey) is the source of this 4481-nucleotide messenger RNA. RefSeq names its product ceramide kinase (gene CERK). Lineage: Eukaryota; Metazoa; Chordata; Hyperoartia; Petromyzontiformes; Petromyzontidae. Gene Ontology annotation, biological process: phosphorylation; ceramide metabolic process. The record is from RefSeq and is a predicted model, not a curated record. Gene Ontology annotation, molecular function: ceramide kinase activity.